Messenger RNA from Stylophora pistillata, 1245 nucleotides. Its product is annotated as glutaredoxin-3. NCBI's taxonomy places the organism in Eukaryota, Metazoa, Cnidaria, Anthozoa, Scleractinia, Pocilloporidae. Gene Ontology annotation, cellular component: nucleus; cytosol. The record is from RefSeq and is a predicted model, not a curated record. Gene Ontology annotation, biological process: intracellular iron ion homeostasis.
UACUGCUGGUUGUUACAUAAGCACAAGGAAAAAAAUUCAAAGAGCAUGGCGCUUGAAGAAGUCAACUCCCAGACGGAAUUUGAUAAAAUCUUGGGCAAUUCUUCAAGUGCUCUUACUGUGGUACAUUUCCAUGCACCAUGGGCUCCUCAAUGCAAACAGAUGAAUGAGGUGAUGACAGAGUUGGCAAAGGAGAACUCACAUGUCAAAUUUGUGAAGCUUGAGGCUGAGAAUCUACCAGAAGUCUCCAUUAAAUAUGAAAUAAGUGCAGUUCCAACAUUUCUCCUUUUCAAGAACCAAAAGGUUGUGGACCGGCUGGAUGGAGCAAAUGCUCCAGCCUUAACCAAGAAGGUUCAACAUCAUGCAAGUAUUAUCACCACAACUGUUGCUGCAGCAGAAAAAGAACAGGACACAAAAGAGGAUUUAAAUACCAGAUUAAAAAACAUUAUAAAUGGAGCGCCAUGUGUUCUAUUCAUGAAAGGAUCACCCCAGGAGCCUCGCUGUGGGUUUAGUCGGCAAAUGAUAGAAUUGUUAAAUUCACAUGAGGCAGAUUACAGUCACUUCGAUAUCCUUACUGACAAUGAAGUUAGACAAGGUCUGAAAGUGUACUCAAAUUGGCCCACAUACCCACAGUUAUAUGUUGAUGGUGAAUUGAUUGGCGGCCUGGACAUUGUGAAGGAAUUGGCAGCAAGUGGGGAACUCACAUCUACAUUACCAACAAAAGAAGAUCUUAAUAAAAGGUUACAGUCUCUCAUCUCAGCUGCUCCCGUGAUGGUUUUCAUGAAAGGAAAUCCUGAGGGUCCAAGGUGUGGUUUCAGCAGGAAAUUGUGUGAAAUCUUGAAAAAGUAUCCCAGUGUCCCAUUUGAGACUUUUGAUAUAUUGGAAGAUCAAGAGGUUCGCCAGGGUCUCAAGACAUAUUCUAACUGGCCAACUUAUCCACAAGUAUAUGUGAAGGGAGAACUAAUUGGCGGAUUAGACAUCAUCACGGAACUUGAUCAGGAUGGAGAGUUGGAAAGCACCUUGACUGGCUGAUUUCAGAAAAACACAGAAGCAUCAUCAAAGAUUUAAGGACAAACACUUGAACUAUCAGUCCUAUUAUUUUUCAAAGUUGACUUGUUAGAAACUCAAUAAAAGGAAAUUCAUAACUUAGAACAAUGCAGUGUCAAAAAUCUGAAACAUCCAUACAUUUUCUUCUUCUUUAGACUAGCAGACUUACAUGUCUGAAAUAAAAACACGUUACAGAUCUCA